UGCCGGGAAACGAAAGUGAAGUGUGGCGGAGAGGAGUUGGGAGGGCUCGGUCAGCCUUCGUCUCUCCGGGCCAGGCACGCUCCUGGCCGGCUUGAAGCCUUGCACUGCCCUCCUGCUUCUGUUGGUCUGAGGCACAGCCCCCUCCCCCCCCUCCCUCAGAAAAUGAAGCGAAGACAAGAACCUGAAUACUGCAGCCCACAGAAGAGGCAGAAGAAAAGGAUAGAGGAGCUGGGUCUGACCCUCAGCUCCACAUCAGAUGAUGAAACUCAACUUAGUAAUCAUGCAGCUCAAGAGUCUUCCACUACAAGCAGCAGUGAAUCUGACAGCGAGAGCAGUGAGAGGCGACCUGGCAUUGGCGCCCUUGACAAUAAGUUUGGAGAAGACUCUCUUGUGGAGGGCACAAGUUCCCGCUUCUCAAUGUAUAGCAGCGUAUCCCAGAGGCUCAUGGCCAAGAUGGGAUUUCGAGAAGGUGUCGGUCUUGGGAAGUACGGCCAAGGGAGCCAAGAGAUCGUUGAGACCUCCCAGCAGAAAGGAAGAAGAGGCUUGGGGCUGACUCUGAAAGGCUUUGAUGGAAACUUGACCAUCAACUGGAAGGAUGAGCCAGAGGCUAGUGCUUAUGAGCAAGUGGACUGGUUCCCAGAAUGCACUACUGAAAUUCCAGAUGCUGAGGAAAUGAAGGACUGGAUGACAGUAGGAAAGAAGAAACUGGCGAUUGAAGACGAAACAGAAUUUUGUGGAGAAGAACUCCUGCACAAUAUGCUGCACUGCAAGAGCGUGUUUGAUGAGCUGGGUGGAGAGGAGAUGCGCCGAGCACGUACAAGAUCCAACCCCUAUGAGAUGAUCCGAGGAGCCUUCUUCCUAAACAGAGCUGCGAUGAAGAUGGCAAACAUAGACUAUGUUUUCGACUACAUGUUUACAAAUCCCAAGGAUUCUCGUGGGAGGCCUCUGAUCAAGGAACAUGGUGCAGAACUCUUAUACUUUGCUGAUGUAUGUGCUGGUCCUGGUGGCUUCUCAGAGUACGUCCUCUGGAGGAAGAAGUGGCAUGCAAAGGGCUUUGGGAUGACCUUAAAAGGACCAAAUGACUUCAAAGUGGAGGAUUUCUAUGCUGCCUCCAGUGAGCUGUUUGAACCUUAUUAUGGUGAAGGAGGAGUUGAGGGAGAUGGGGACAUCACCCGUCCUGAAAACAUCACAGCCUUCCAGAAUUUUGUGCUGGACAACACAGAUCGCAAGGGAGUGCACUUCUUGAUGGCUGAUGGGGGAUUCUCUGUCGAGGGGCAGGAAAACAUCCAAGAGAUUCUAAGCAAACAGCUGACGCUUUGCCAGUUCCUCACAGGACUCUCUGUUAUACGGACAGGAGGGCAUUUUGUCUGCAAAACCUUUGACCUCUUCACACCAUUCAGUGUUGGCCUAGUAUACUUGCUGUACUGCUGCUUUGAGCGUGUAUCAAUCUUCAAACCUGUGACGAGCCGUCCUGCCAAUUCGGAGAGGUAUGUGGUAUGCAGAGGAUUGAAGUCUGGCAUUGAUGAGGUGAAGGACUAUCUUUUUUCAGUGAACCGGAAACUCAACCAGCUGCGCAACUCAGACCAGGAUGUCAAUCUUGUUGUCCCCCUGGAAGUAAUCAAGGGUGACCAUGAGUUCCAUGAUUACAUGGUCCAGUCAAAUGAGAGUUACUGUAAUUCUCAGAUCAAAGCACUAGCCAAAAUCCGUGACUUUGUUCAAGACACGACCUUGAGUGAACCACGACAAGCUGACAUCCGAAAAGAAUGCCUCCGGCUCUGGGGGAUUCCAGACCAGGCCCGCGUUGCUCCAUCUUCUUCUGAUCUCAAGUCCAAGUUCUUUGAAUUGACUCAGGGUGAUGACAUAGAAGUUUUCAGUUACAAACCAACCCUUCUCAACUCAAAAACCUUGGAUAAGCUCCGGUCAGUGCUGGAUUACAGAUGUAUGGUCUCAGGAAGUGAACAGAAAUUCCUUCUAGGCCUAGGGAAGUCUCAGAUAUAUACUUGGGAUGGUCGCCCAUCAAAUCGCUGGACAAAAUUGGACUUGAAAACUGAAUUGCCAAGGGACACCCUUCUGUCUGUGGAGAUUGUUCAUGAGCUAAAAGGAGAGGGGAAAGCACAGCGGAGAAUUAGUGCCGUCCACAUUCUGGAUGCCCUAGUGCUGAAUGGCACUGAUGUCCGACAACAACAUUUCAAUCAGCGAAUUCAGUUAGCAGAGAAGUUUGUAAAAGCGGUCUCUAAACCUAGCCGGCCAGAUAUGAACCCCAUCAGAGUGAAAGAAGUGUACAGGUUAGAGGACAUGGAAAAGAUUUUCCUAAGGUUAGAGAUGAAAAUCAUCAAGGGCUCAAGUGGAAUGCCACGGCUGUCAUACACUGGCCGAGAUGACAGGCACUUUGUACCCACAGGACUGUACAUUGUCCGGACCGUCAGUGAUCCCUGGACCAUGGCAAUCAGCAAACACUCUAACAGGAAAUUUUUCUACAACAAAUCAACACUAGUGUCAACGUAUGAACUUCCUCCUGAAUCUGUCUCACCAUUUCACAUUUGCUACUUCAACCGCCUUUUCUGGAUAUGGGGGGAUGGCGUCAAAGUACAUGACUCUCAGAAAAGGGAAGAUGCAGAGAAGCUGUCCAAAGAGGCUGUCCUGUCCUUCAUCAAACUCCAUUCUGCCUCUGACCAGUCCCUCAUCAAGUCCUAGGAGGCAGGGACUGAGCCUGGCGUGGAAUCUUCAUCCAAGGAUUAGAAUGGUUUUCUUCCAACCAGAUGCAGUGAGCCACUGGAAGAAACUGCUGUCAAGCAGGGCCAGGCCAACUGGGUGGUAGGGUGCUCAGUGCAAAAUAAACGGGACAAGGUUUCAGACUGCGAUACAGCACUGUACAUAAGUAUUUGUUCCUGGCAGCAUCUGCUUCAAGGGAGCACAAGAGAUGUGACUCCUGGAGCAGAGGACAUUCUUCUGGAUUGAUCCCCACCGUCCUUGCUUAGGCUUUUUCAACUCAUGCUUUGAACAUAGCCUGGCUUGUGGCCCCCAUGUAACAGGUAACACAGCAAACAAGAGGACAUGCACUGCUCUUCAGUAGCACCUGUAAUUGUGGAGGACUGUGUCACUGCAGCCAGUGUUGUUCAAAGGGAUGUGGCCAGAAGACAGAGUAUAUUUCGAACAGCUUCACUUUGGCUCAUGAUGCCUUUCUGUGUGAGGAGCCUCUAGUGCAAGUGAUACAUUGGGAAGUUGUCCCUUGCACUGUCUCCUUGGCUUAUGGCCCCGGCCUGGGGAGUUUUGGGUGCUGGUGUCUAAGUGAGCAGAAGUCAGGCAAACAUCGAUAGUAACAGCUUAGGUAGCAGUGACUCUGCCUCAAGUGGAAUGUCAUGGUUCUAUGCAAAUAUACAAGGCUGCUGCCCUCAAGUGUGGCCUCUUUUGCCAUCCUUUGGCUCUUGGUAGUUCUAGAAAGAUGAUGUCUUGCCUUUUCUGUGUGCUUGAGGCAUGUCCUAUGGCUUUCCCUAAUACAGAAAGAUGGGGAGAUCUGAGGCUGAGAGGACUGGUGGCCAUAGAGAGAUUUGAGAAGCAUGUGGAUUGGCUGAAAGAUUGAAAAGACCUUGAUGUGAGCCUUCCAGUGUAACGCAACUGCCCUCUUGUAGAGAACUUUUUCUUCGUAAUUCAAAUUCUUAAAAUAGGCAUUAAAACAUAUAUCUGUGGAUCAAAAGCCUUGUCUGGAGUGAAGGCACAGAAUAGGAGAUCUUUCAUGUUUUCUCUGAUAACAGUGAAAAAUAGCCCGUCUUUUGUGAACUGUCUUUUGUUCAGUAUGGGCCAUCAGGUGCUGGGAACAAAAGGCCAUUUGAAGGUACACGGCUGUGCUUGGGAUUAUAUGUAGGAUCUAUGGAAGGUAUCUGCUUUCAGUUCUCUAAUGGGAGCCAGUUGUUAAUAAUGCAAGCAAAAGGGUUCUGGCUUAGGCAGUGAAGUCAAUUAAGCAUUUGCAAGUUGGCAAUAAAGGACAGUAUUGAUUGGGUAGGUCGGGUAUUGGUUGUAAAGGUUGUGCCUUAAAGAAGUCUCUCAGGCCUCCUAAAGUGGAAGGCACCAAACAAGCCUCAGCCCCUCUCACACCAAAGCAGGAAUUAUGCAAAGGGACAUGGUUUGUCUGUGAAGGAAGUAUUGGAUUCUGGGUAAGGUAUGGCUUUACUCAGACUGGGCAGCACAUACCCCUUGUUCAUAUGUAAACUAAACUCUUAGAAGCCUCCUUAAGUUGUACAUAAGUCUUGUGCCCAGGUGUGGCUUGUGUGGACUAAAUCACAGGUACAGCGAAUAGGUCCAGUCUUUUGAGCCUGGUGUUUUCCCUGUGACUGUAAGAUCCAACAUAUGAAUGUCACUUUAGUUAUAGAAGUUGACUAGUUUGACCAGUGUUGCAAAACAGAUUAAAGGUCUUAGGUUUUUACUGGAAACUGGUACUAAAGGUAGUUUGGAAUUGAAAGAUGCUGUGUACAAAGGUGGUUUAGGUGUGGGAAGGAGGGCCACUUUGUAAUGCAGCAGUAUCAUUGAGGUCCAGUAUGUAUUCACAAAACCAUUACGUGCAGUCUGUUUGUGGCACGGUAGGAAAUGUGCAGGCUUCAAGUUGAAUUUCCUUCCCUGUCAAAAAAGGCUCUCUGUUCCAAAGACUGAGCAGAAUAAUCGGAGUGAUAUAGCUUGAUCGCACUAAUUUAUUUCAAAUGGGGCAAAGGUGGAUAAAUAACAGCUGAUACCUGCAAUCUGAACUUCAUGGUGUUCAUUUUUUUAAAAGUAUUUUGUUUUAAAGAAGUUGAGUGUGAUUUGAGCUGGCUGUCCCUGUGAGCUCAUCAGAAGGCAACUUGUAAGACUAAUGAGCAUUCUGCUUUUGGUCACUUUUUUGUGAAUGACAGUGGAUACCCUUUUUGAGGCUGAUUCUUAGAAGGAAAGAUACUAUACGAGAACUAUAUUUCUUCUUAUAUCAGUCCAUUAUUUGGGAGGGCAUUAGGGGACAAAGUAGAUUCUGAAAUGCCUGUUCUACCAUUUACCUACAUUGUAACUAUUGUUCUCUUGUGACAGGAAUGGUAAUCACUAUUGGUAAAAGCUCUGACGUCAUCUUGGGGUCAAGACCCUGCCAUUUGAAAGUAUACGAGGAUCUUUGGCUUUGUAGAGGCAUUUUUAAGAACCUAGCAACUGAAAGGCCAUGUGCCUGAAGAAGACAAAGACUCUAAUGAAAAUUAGAACAGCUUAAUCCAAGUGCAGGCAUCACCUUAUCAUUAAAGGGUAUUAUAAAGAUCAGACUGACCCUGUGGAUAAUUCAACUGUCCUCUCCUUCAUAGCCUGGGCAGGGGGGAGACAAUAUCUCUUGUUACAAAAAAUGUUUAUACAAUCUGUUCUAUGAAACUGUGUAUCAAUUUCUGUUUGUCCUUCUUCCCUUUAUUUGUCUCUGUAUUGCCAAUACAGUCCUGGUAAUUCAGAAGUGGGCUUUGUUCUUGGCUUAAAUGAAUUUCCAAGCACUGUGCUCUGAUAUGAAAAAGAAAAAUUGUGCUACGGACUGAACAUUGUACAGAGAAAUGGGGAAACUGAAAUCUGCUUGAAAUCAUCUACUAGAUCAGUGAGAUUAAUGUAGUGCUUUGUUAACUGUUUCAUGUGGGCAUCUUCUUGGGUUGCUGUAUUCAAUAGAAAAGCAAUUAGCCAUCUGGUGAAAAUGCAUGGACCAAAGUAAAUGCAAAAGAUUAACACAAAAUGUAUCUGCCAUGACAUCUAUUCA
This is a messenger RNA of Gekko japonicus, 5737 nucleotides long. It is a transcript of the gene CMTR1, whose product is annotated as cap methyltransferase 1. Gene Ontology annotation, biological process: 7-methylguanosine mRNA capping. Gene Ontology annotation, molecular function: protein binding; nucleic acid binding; methyltransferase cap1 activity. The coding region runs from base 163 to 2694 and encodes 843 amino acids. Gene Ontology annotation, cellular component: nucleus; cytoplasm. NCBI's taxonomy places the organism in Eukaryota, Metazoa, Chordata, Lepidosauria, Squamata, Gekkonidae. The transcript is spliced from 24 exons. The record is from RefSeq and is a predicted model, not a curated record.